AUGAAAGCAGCUCAAAGCCGACAAAAGAGUUAUGCAGACAAACGUCGCCGCCAAUUGGAGUUUGAGGUUGGAGAUAAAGUAUUUUUGAGAAUAGCACCAAUGAAAGGAAUUAUGAGAUUUGGAAAGAAUGGCAAGUUGAGCCCAAGAUAUAUUGGGCCAUUUGAGAUUCUUGACCGGAUUGGACCAGUGGCUUACAGGGUAGCACUUCCUCCAGCACUUGCGGGAGUGCAUAAUGUAUUUCAUAUAUCCAUGUUAAGGAAAUAUGUUCCCGACCUGACGCACGUUAUUGACUAUGAAUCACUUCAGAUUCAGGAGGAUAUGACUUAUGCGGAAGAACCAAUUCAGAUUUUGGAAAGGAAAGAGCAAGUGCUACGAACUCGAACUAUCCCUGUUGUUAAAGUGUUGUGGAAAAAUCAUGCUUUUAGUGAAGCUUCUUGGGAGUUGGAGGAAGAAAUGCGAGAUAAGUACCCACAACUCUUCGAUGCGAAUUUUGACUUUUUAUGA
Juglans microcarpa x Juglans regia is the source of this 504-nucleotide messenger RNA. RefSeq lists its product as uncharacterized. The coding region runs from base 1 to 504 and encodes 167 amino acids. The record is from RefSeq and is a predicted model, not a curated record. The transcript has a single exon. Lineage: Eukaryota; Viridiplantae; Streptophyta; Magnoliopsida; Fagales; Juglandaceae.